Phytophthora sojae is the source of this 3283-nucleotide messenger RNA. RefSeq names its product family 47 glycoside hydrolase. The coding region runs from base 6 to 2150 and encodes 714 amino acids. Gene Ontology annotation, biological process: carbohydrate metabolic process; mannose trimming involved in glycoprotein ERAD pathway; endoplasmic reticulum mannose trimming. Lineage: Eukaryota; Oomycota; Peronosporomycetes; Peronosporales; Peronosporaceae. The record is from RefSeq and is a predicted model, not a curated record. The transcript has a single exon. Gene Ontology annotation, cellular component: endoplasmic reticulum; membrane. Gene Ontology annotation, molecular function: mannosyl-oligosaccharide 1,2-alpha-mannosidase activity; calcium ion binding.
AUUACAUGGAGCACGCCUACCCGUGGGACGAGCUGAAGCCUCUGAGCUGCUCCGGCCGCCGCUGGGACCGCCGCGAGCGCGGCGACCUGGACGACGUCCUGGGCGGCUUCUCGCUCACGCUGGUGGACUCGCUGGACAUGCUGGCGGUGCUCGGAGACCGCGACGAGUUCGCGAGAGCCGUCAAGCUCGUGGCCGGCAGCGUGACCUUCGACAGGGACGUGACGGUGUCGGUGUUCGAGUCGACCAUCCGGGUCAUCGGGGGCCUCGUGUCAGCGCACAUGCUGGCGUCCCCCGAGUACUUCGGAAUGAUGGAGGAGGACGAGUACAACGGGGAGCUGCUGAGCCUCGCGGAGGACCUCGGACGUCGGCUACUGCCGGCCUUCGACACGCCGACAGGGAUUCCCGUGCACCGCGUGAAUCUGCGGCGUGGGGUGCUGCCGAAAGACCGCGCGGCCAAGUUGACGUGUCCUGCGGCGGCGGGAUCGUUGCUGGUGGAGAUGGCGUACUUGUCCAGACUGUCGGGGGAUCAGAGGUUCGAGCAGAGGGCCAAGGAGGCGGUGGUGGCCAUCUGGGACAGGAGGUCGGACAUUGACUUGCUGGGCAGUGCCAUCGACGUGGGGUCGGGCGAGUGGGUGCACUCUCAUGGAGGGAUCGGAGCUGGACUCGACUCGUUCUUCGAGUAUUUGCUCAAGUACCAUUUGGUCAGUGGAGAUUCGCAGUGGCUGGCCAUGUUCAAUGCGAGUUACCAGGCGGUGGAGACGCAUGUGAACCACGACGACGUGUACAUUGAGGUGGAUAUGAAUGGGGGCAAGGACCAGGUGCGUACUCGUCGAGUUUCGGCGCUGCAGGCGUUCUGGCCCGGACUGCAGGUGCUGGCUGGGGACGUGUCAGGUGCUAUUCGCACUCAUGAGCACAUGUUCCCGCUCUGGGAUGAGUUUGGAGCCAUGCCAGAGUUGUUGGACUUGGCUCCACGCGGCAUGUCGAAGCCUGGAAACCGGGGCACGGUCAUCAGCUGGGCGCGUACGUCUCCGCUUCGUCCCGAGCUUAUCGAAAGCACGUAUCAUCUGUACCAGGCCACGCGCGACCACAAAUACCUGAAAAUGGGUCGUCAAAUGCUGCAGGACAUUCGGCGCGUGUCGGAGGUACCGUGCGGAUACGCUGCGGUGGGGAAUAUUCACACGCUGGACAUCGAAGAUCGCAUGGAUAGCUACUUCCUCUCGGAGACAGCGAAGUACCUGUACCUGCUCUUCAGUGACGAGCCAGAUGUGAUCGUCCCAGUGCCUCCAGUUCGACAACGGAAAAAUGCCUCGUCGCCUUCGAACCGAACCUGCGCUACGACAACUCCAAGCAAACUGCAAACCGUUGGAACAUCGCUCGAGUGUAAGACUGCCUCCGCCAAUGCAAGCUCCAGCCUGGGGGAAACAUCAUUGAGACGGAACAAGAAGUCCCUGAAGGCGUCCGACGUCGUCUUCAGCACUGAAGGCCACAUCCUGAUGAUCGACUCGCACCUCUUUCGCCAACCACAGCAGAAAUCAUCGCUCGUCGCUCCGAAGUGCGAGAAUGGGAAGCUGCAAGUGCGCCAGCGCAACGUCGAGCUACAAGCGGCACGGGAGAUCCUGACGACGCCUCCUGUUAUCCCCGUGGGGCUGGCUGUCCGUCUUGGCGACGUGCACGUGAUGACACUCGUGGCAUCUCCAGCAAAGUUUGGACUGCAGGUCACGACCCCGUCAGCAGUGGAGGCGCCGUUGCUGUUGUUCACUCCUGAAAUUGGUGAGGCUUGCGGUGCCAUCGACGCCAACCAAGUGCGUGGAAAGAUUGUGAUGGUGGCUCGUGGGACGUGCACGUUUGCGGAGAAGGCUCUCAGGUUGCAAAAGGCCGGUGCAGCGGGCGUCGUUGUCGUCAAUUCCAAGGCUGCGUACAGCAGGAAUCCCAACCGCAAAUACUCACUGGCCGAUGACAAGCGUGGUCUAGGCCGGUACGUAACAAUCCCCGUCGUUUUGGUAUCGCGUGAGGAUGCUACUGAGUUGCACAGGCAUGCGAGUCUCAAGCGGCUUCUGAGCGACGAUGACGGAGAUUCGGAAGGUGAUCAAGGGGCCCAAGGCGAUGGCAUUGGUACUCUUGUUGGCUCUCUAUCGCCGUGGCUCUACUGAUCGAACGGGCACAGGGACGUAGUACGAUAGAAAGUAACAUGCAAAAAUGUAUAUACUGAAGAUGGAAGAAUACGCCGCUACCGUUCUGCAGGCUAUGACGUUGCGCGCUUCAAGUAAGUUGCGAGUAGCAUUUCAGGAAUGCUGAGAAAGCCAGUCGGAAACUAUAUUUCUUUUAAGAAAUAUAGUUUCUCUUGAAAAGGGAUACUAAGAAAUAAGAAGGAAGUAAGUUAUAAGAAAAAAGAAGAUUGUUUGGGUUCAAACUACAGUAAGCAUACCCAUACCAAGCCGAGGUCAUUAUUACUGAGCUUGCACUUUGUGUAUUUGAUUUGGAGCUCGAUGCAUCUGCUUUUGCUCUUUUUGAAUUUGGCCUUGUUCUCGGUGAAGUUGAUUUGCUGGCCAUCGUGCUCACUCUGGUCGUUCUCAGCGAUGGGAUGGCCACCGACGCCAACAAAAUCUCUGCGACAUCAAGCGCGCUGCAGAAGGAGACACCAACGCGCGAGCUCGCUCGUAUUGACCCAAGUGAAGAGGAAAGAGCCAAACGGGGUGGGGGUGAAGGAGGUCGUACGCGUGUAAGGACAACAGCGUAUCUCUAUCCGUCGGAGGUCGUGAAAAAGGUAAUGGGCAAAUUCAUUUGGGGGUUGAGACGCGUCUUCGGAAUCAAGAACAAUUCUGUGCAGAUCCCGUCUACUGUCAAAACGCAGUAGGCAGCCGAGUCCAAUGGGAAAUAAUGCAGAUUUAAAGAAUCUAGAGAACUCCAACUCGUUUAUAGCCAUAGUUUUUCUCUCGAUAAACCGAACGGUGAUAUUCGCUUUCAUCCUCAACGCGAGCACUUGAGCAUAUCCCAACUCCCCACCCUCGAGCGUCCUUCAUGCUUGCUUUCCACGCGAGCUUUAGCUGCCGCUGUCCUUCGCACAAGGCUCAAUACUACAGUAGUAGUUAUCAAUUAGUAAAAUGCAAGUGUAUAUACUGAGAAUGGAAGACUACGCCGAGCCAAUGGCUCGCAUCCAAGAAGCUAUGCAGACCUAGAUGUCUUCGUCGAACACGGUAAGAUCCACGCGGACUUGGUUGCCCUUGGCCAUCUCUUCGUCGUCGUCAUCUGCCAUAAGGUUGACGAUCUUGUCGACGAUGAAGCU